This is a messenger RNA of Brassica oleracea var. oleracea, 629 nucleotides long. RefSeq lists its product as uncharacterized. The record is from RefSeq and is a predicted model, not a curated record. The transcript has a single exon. Bases 54 to 518 code for a protein of 154 amino acids. Lineage: Eukaryota; Viridiplantae; Streptophyta; Magnoliopsida; Brassicales; Brassicaceae.
UACAUUCUCUAAGUUAUAUAUAAUUACUCUUUUCAGACUCUUUCUCUCUUCUCAUGGCGUCUGUUCAAUAUGGUUUGGAUCAAGGCAUGGAGACUUUCAACGAUGAGCUUAUGAUCAUGUCGUUUUUAGAAGAAGAAUCCCCAGCUGAAAAUCAUAUCAGCGUUACCGAAGAGGAAGAAGAGAAACUAAACCGUGUAAUUAGAUCGUUAGAAGUGGAGAUCAACAUGAGUUCUCCGACCAUAGAAUCUCAAAAAACGGAUCUGCAAGAGAUCACGAAACCCGGUCUUGAAGAUGAUUUUGGGUGGCUUAACGACUUUGAUAUUGGCCUGGUUUCGUCUCAAAAUGAUGAUGAGAUGAUGAAAUUGUGUACGGAACUUUCUUACAUGGAUGGUGUGGAUAGUAGUGUUCUUGAGAUUGAAGGUAGUGAUUAUUAUUCUCAUAUUAACUAUGGACUUACAUUUGAGGAACCAAGUCUUUCUCUGUGGCAAGAGAAUAAUAAUGAUGUAGUUAUGUAUUGAUUGGUUUCAUGAAGUCCUGGUUUAAGAAAAGCUGUUUCAAUAUCAGUUGAUUAUUAUAUAAAUAAUGUAAUGAUUACUUGAGAAGACUAAUUACCAAAACUAGCAUAUGUA